Cinara cedri is the source of this 10866-nucleotide messenger RNA. The record is from the annotation of a GenBank genome assembly. NCBI's taxonomy places the organism in Eukaryota, Metazoa, Arthropoda, Insecta, Hemiptera, Aphididae.
UACCUGAGAGCAAAAGUAGGAACCGGCAAUGCCGAGUUUGAUGCACGUGGGACAUUGGAGAUUCGCUGGUAAGCUGCAGCCAGCCGUUUCGCAAGUUCGAUUCGCCAACGACGUCGACAUUUUCCCGGGUGAAUAAUCAAAUGCACUUCUUCCGACACGGCUGCUGAUCCUCCGCUUAAACUAUCGCGGAAACAUUUUCGCGUUUAUUACGAAGGAAUUCGGAGGACACUGGGGCAGUGAAAAAAAAAAAAUAAUUAUCACAAGCGUCAAGCACAUGAUAUUUGUACUAUCAGUACCUACCCUGAACAGUCUACACCGUGGUAUAAUCAUGGUAUUUACACGGUCUGUAUUUCCGGGAUUUCGUUCAACUGUCAGUAGAUAAGAAAUACGCUAUUAUCUACGUACUGGUAACCGCGGUACUGCGCGAUUGCCGCAACGCGAAAUUCGUUAUCAAAUCAAAGCUACCAUCAGUCAGCUGAUGUUGUACGCCGUUUACCGUCUCAUUCGUCAUCGUUAUCAAUAUUUCUCUCGAAAGUGGUGGGUUUUUUUCGCUAUCGCUUUUUACUGUGUUAUGUUUUUAUUCGAGGCCCGUGAGCAAUCAAUCACACUUUAGACGUUAAAAAGUUAUCAAUCAACCUGCGUACGGAUCGUUCCUCACGUAGACACUAGACUCCAGUUGUUCCUGGUCCCCGUCGACAGCAACAACUGUUUUUGUUUUUCACUUGAUUUUUACCGUUUUGCCACCAAACACAAUGAAUUUCGUCCCGAGGUUCGGAAGAAACAUCAAGUCUGGAUUGUUCAACUUUACCAGAAACCCGGCUAGAAAGUAUACUACUCCCAGCACAACGUCCACGUCCAGCAUUCCGCCGAUCGAACCGCCGAAUCCAAGUAAUUUUACUACGCAAUAGAUUAUCGAUAAGCCGAACUACGGUUUUUCAGCAGUAAAUAAAUACAACGCGAGUUGACCGCGACUAUUGACCGAUAAAGGGCACACCGCCAGAUUACGACCCGCACACCUAACCAACACACGGCGCGCGCGUGUCGGGCCGCGAAAACAGUUCACGGCGAAAGCGCGACAUAACAAUAACGGUACGCGUCCGCAGAGCCGCGGAGCGGUUCGGAAGACCCGUACAGACGGGGCGAGGGCGCGCGCGUACGAUUCUGGCCGUCGGGUAAACGUAGGGAACCGGUGGUUUUGCGGCGGCGUGUACGGCAGACGAAAACGUACGCGUCCGCCGGCCGCGCGAAAAGCUCGGACGGAGCGCGCGCUUAUUGACAAACGGCCCGUGCCGCAGCCGCGGAGACCGUACCGGCGCGGGCACAGUUGUGUCCGAACGCGGCCGGAAUGUCGUUUUCGAUUCAAACCCGUUAACGGAACGCCGACACCCGGAACGCCGACACCCGAGACCGUUGCAGUAUUGCGCAAUAAUAGCAAAAUAUUGUCGCGAUUGCGCCGUGUUGGACCCGCGAGAUGUGCGUUAUUUCACACCACGCGUUUCGAUACGUUUACCGUCUACGCGCGGUUUUUUUUUUUUUUUUCAAAUAUGUUUUCGAGACCUCGAAACACAAUAAUCGAUAGCCGUUCCUGGGGCGAAUAAUAACGCUGUAGUCCCGCGUAACGUCCUUGUGAAAUGCUCGUUUUGCGUACCGUAUUUUGUCGAAACGUUGUCACGCGAAACGAUGUUCCGGGGCCGACGGGACUCGGGUUGAACUGAAUUUUUUUUCCGGGAUGUAGGCGGCUUCAAAAUGCACAUCUCGAGUCUGUUUUCAGAAUGUUCACCCUUGCCCGCAAUAAAACGUGCUUUUUUAUCAAUCGGAAACGACCAUUUUUUCCCACAAGGUUCGAAUGGUUUUCGUUUUCAUCAAACGACUUUUGAUUCUGACACAUUUUAAUUCUAUGUCGAAAACCGCUCGAGUUAUUGUGGCCCACUACGAAAACGGGAUUGUAUGGAAAAGUAUGACUUUUUUCCCCUCGAUUUUCCAAACAAUCGAAAACUUCUGUUAUUAUUACACGCGUACGUGUAGUUUUGUAUGAUCAUUUUUACUUAUAAUUUCCCUUAUCUCCCCUUAACACAUCAGUGAAAUCACUUAAGAGGACGCCGGACUUCGUCAGAGCCAUAAUAAAAAAGUAGUUAAACCAUUAACAAUACAAACGCACCCGAUCAAUAGUUUUAUGGCAAUAACCGUUGAAAUUUCUAAAUAAGGGGUUCAAAAAAAAAAAAAAAAAAAUGUCCAAUUUGUGACCGGGUGUGGCUAGUAUUAUACGUUACGCGGCGAGGAAUAGCAAUCGCCUAGCCAGGAUUUAUCAAUGUGUGGGGGGAGGUGGGUCCGAGAAAUUUGACGUGCCUAUAUGACCUACUUAAACUUACCUAUAGUUGAAAAAAAAAAAAACUCAACGGGUAGGGGCUACAACGCCCGAAACUCCCCUGGCUACUACGCCACCGAACGUAGCGCUGCAACGUAAAUGUAAUAUUAAUACCUCCCCUCAAGAAAUUAAAAACGGCAAUUGCACCGAAACUGUUCAUCGGGUACGCGUGUUACGUGCAUGUGCAUGCGUACCGUUGUUUGUUGUGAUCGAUUAGAAUAAUAUUAUCUGUUUCGAGGUGGCCACCCUUCGGACCCUUCGAACGUCGAACAAAUAAAAUGUUCGCUCGGGCUUACGGUUAAGAGGUGAAAACACAAAUUGUAUUUUUUACUCCGAAUGUAUUGUUGUUGUUAUUGUGUCUCCGCAAUAAUAAUAAUAACAACAAAAUUCGAAUCGUAACGGAGAUAACUUUAUCAGCGCGGGCGAAACACGUCGCGGUACACUCCGUAAUGUAUAAUAUGUAUACGGCUAUAGUAGACAAUUUUUAAUUUCGUAACGAAUACCAUUAUUUACGACACCGUUAUUUGCACUCCCGUUUGAAGACGGAUUAUAAUCGUAUAAACAGUAACGGCAUCCCCGACGGCAUGGCGUACACCUAAUAACAGUAACAAUAAUACGUCGUUAUCGGUUUAGAUAAAAAUUAAUAAUAUUAUUAUCGUAUCGUUUAUCGGGUACCCUAAACAACGUUCGAAAAAAAAAAAAUAGACGUGUAAAUUGUCGUAAAAAAAAAACCGAACAAUAUGUGAUUGCGUUUCUCCGUUUCGUUUAAAAUCCAUUUAUUGUACUAUUACUGUGACGAUUGUGUUACAAAAUAAUAUUAUUACGAGACCAUCUCAAGUGCUAUUGUGUAACAAUAAUAAUUAUCGUAAUUAUAGACUAAAUUAACGUUUUUUUUUUUUUUUUAAUUUUUUUAUAAUGUCUCUAGUACAACACAAAUCUAUUUCGAUUCCCGUAAUUAUAGUUUUCGUUUUAUCUGUUUUUCUCUGUUCGCUAUAAAUGUCUUAUACGAAAGUAAUAAAACAAAAUUAGAAUCGCACUACGACCCGCAGACCGUACCUAGUAAAUAACAUUAUUAUCGAAUUUAAUGCGCUGUGACCGCGAGCGCAACAAUAUCAAUAAUCCGACGUUUUUGUUGUAAAUUGAUAUUAUACCGAAACGUUUAACAUCGGCUGUAGGCGUUAAAUAUUGAUUUUAAAAUAUUCUAUCGAAUGGCGUUGGCUACGAAAUCGACACGGAAAACAGCGAAGACCGAGCGGACCGCGUGAUAUUAUAUAGCGACACAGGAACCUCGCGUAUAAUUGCAAUUGAAAUUACGGGCGUUUGGAACCGACAGUUUAAAGCGUUUCGAGUUUAAAUCGGAACACGGUUUAAAAAGAAGACAAUUUUCGAGGGAACAGCUUUUCCCCUGUUAAUAUUGCCGAUCGAAAAGUCACAAUCGUGUUCGAUUUCAUAAAAUAUAAUAUCAGUUCGGCCCUUUAUUGUUCGCUCCGUGCAGUGCUUGAAUUGAUCAAAUAAAACAAGAGAGACUAUUAUAAAACAAAAUUAGCCUCCCUUGCAAUUAUUGAACCCGACCCAACCCAACCCGUACACACCUUGUACACACCUCCCAAACCAAUUUUCCAACUUAAUUCAGUAAUUCAUAAUUUCCGAAAACAAACACUAGGAAAGCAAAAGUCGGGCUGACUUUUGCUUUCUUUUCUUUUUCUGUAUAUGAACAACUUUUCUAUCAGGAAUUUCGCUCCAAUUAUCAACUUUGGAAGCGAUGGUUCUAGUAAAAAUUGUUGUCUCGUCGGUGCAACAAGGAGGUUACUUUUUGAUUUUUCUUUUUAGUAUACUUAAUUACGAGGAAAUCCCUAGAAAAACGUCGGAAAAACUUGUAACUGUUACAUUUACUGCUUCUGUUUCAUUUUAUUUUGUUUAUUCAAUGGAAAAUAAUCGUAGAGAUCAGAAAUUCUACUGAAUACUCUCAUAGGUAUACUUUUAUAGUCUCUUAUAUCCAGCUCUUUACAGAUUUGGUACAUUGUAUCCUGCACUGCGUCCCGUGCGUUUCACUUCAAACGAAUAGUAAAGGUACGCUUGCGCUUCUGAAAAAUUGGUUGAGGUAUCCGUAGUCCUCCGUAUCCCUGCGUCCCCCCUCGAUUCGAGCACUGGCUCUCUGUGCUGCUGUUUGUUCGGUAAUGAUUAGAGGCAAAAGGAAAUAAAAAUGGAACCCCCGUAGAAUGUUUCGUUGUUGGAUAGGCCAGCUGAGCGGACGAUUAUUGUUGUUCAACUAUCGAAUUGUACAGCAUAACAUUAUAAAAACCUAAAGAUAAACAUUUCCGCGCGUGUUUUUAAUUUUUUUCUUUUUCUUUUACGUUUGAACGUUAAUUAUUGUAUUAUCACUCCUACAGUCGAACAGUUCAAUUUCAUACGUUUUCCCACCGCUGCCGGUCUACGUGUUUAUUUAGCCAUUAAAGUGUUUGGUUAGAUCCCGAUUGUUAACGGGCGCGCCCCGUUAUUUACGAAGCAAACAAUCAUAAUAAUAUUAUUCCGAGUUAUAGUAAAUAUAUUAUGAUCUCAUAGAACAGUGUGCACGCGAGUAUGUAUUAUUUCUACGUUCGAAAAGUAAAAAUUGACUGUCGCCGAGAUCGGCGGCACGAAUGAAGGGGCGGCGACGGUUCGUGCGACCCCUAUUCGUGUUCGAAAUUCAAAAUUUUUUAUCACGGGUUUGAUUGCGUUUGAUACGCCGCAUAAUUUGUAUUGCAAUUAUACGGACGUUUCCUUAUGGUUUUGAAUACGCGUUGCGGAUCGUGCGUUUCACCCGUUUAGCAAUUCCGAAAACUUGUCCAGAAAUUUGUUCGAAACUCGUAACCACCCCGAAAAAUGAAUCCUGCAGGUGGCGCCACACCUAUUGACAUUUUCCAUUUCAUGUCCGUACGAUUUCGUUGACCGUUUAUUUUGGUCUUAACGUCGAGUUAUUAAAAUUGAUCCGAAAAAAAAAUUGCAAUAUUAUUGGUUAUGUUUCGAGCAUUUUCAAGUUUCGUUGCGCAAGUAUAAUAAUUUGUUAUUUUGAUUUCUAUUUUCAUAUUUUCGUAUUUUUUUUUUCUUUAAUUAUAAUAUUUGAGUUAUUGGAAGUACAUACGUUUAUUGAACACGUAAAUCUCUAGGUAAAUCUGGAGUGUAAAAAAAAAUAAAAAUAAAAAAUAUAAUAUUAUUAGACACAUUGGUACCUAGUAAAAAUAGUAUCGCGAACGCGAAAUAUCGUAACAUCACGUUGCGCAAAUAAAAUUGAAAAUAUGCCAAAAAUAACAUAAAGUUUCGCCGAGUGUAAAUGAUUUUAGAUUUUCAUAAGCUCGUAUUUUUUCCGCUGCGGAACGAACUUGAAGCUUAAGUGGCGAUAAAUUCAAUCGGUAAACGUGCGCGAACGCGGCAACAUUUAAGAACUGAGGAGAGUCGUGUAACGAAACAGUGUAGGUAUACCGCGGAGGAAACGCGUUUACUAUUAUGCACCGCUGAAAAUUUAAUUUUUAACAUUUAAAGGGUCUACUCGCGGGAUUAUUUUGCGUAAAAAUUCGUUCUUCUCCCUCCCCCCCCCCAAAAAAAUGAUAUCGCUUCAAUAUAAAUAAUAUAUAACCACCGAGGCAUGCCAGUUUUUCUUGUAAAACAGAUUGCGCGCAGACCCCCGUUAACGGGGCGGAGAGGCAUAUCGAUAAUCGAUACAACAAUUUUAAUUUUGAAUUUUAUUAUCCAUAUUACUAUAUGGUUUUCGAAUAGAGCGAAAAAAAAAAUAGGUCAAAAAUCGCGUCGCGUCCGAUCAAUUUCAAAGACGAACGUCGUCGUCUCGAUAUUACAAUAAAUCUAAUAUAAAGGUGGAUGUAAUAUUUUCUCGAUAAAUCUCGUACUGACGAGCAAUACGAUAAUAUGUUAUUUAUGAUUUUUAUAUUCGAAAAAAACUCUCAUUUGACCGGCUCGUUUUUGGGAUCUAUCGCUAUCGUAUAUGAAACACGGUCGCGAGCCAUUCAUUAUAAUAUUAAUAUAACAAUAAUGUAGACCGUGCGCACGUGCACGAGUGCACGACAUCGUUUUGGAUGUUGGUUUUUUUUUUUUUUUUAAUCAAGUCUCGCGGAACGAACGACCGUGCGAGGUCAGCGAUCUCGACUCCCGGCGUUUAUCGUAACGCGAAAACUACAAUACGACUUUCGCCUUCUAAAAUCCACACGUAAUAAUAAUAAAUCGAAAAAAGAACUUGACAUAUAUUUCGCAUAAUGUACACUUUAUGUAGUUAAUGUACCUACAUAAUAAUAUGUGCAUCGCAAUUGACGAUAAUUGUAAACAAAAAUCCAUUCUGAUCGGAACUCGGUCAACCGGUCGCCGUGUCAAUGAUCGUCAAAUUGGUAGUUUUUUUUUUUUUUUUUGACGCCCGUGGACCCUCGUCUAUGUUGAACUUUGCUGCAGAUCUCUACGUGCCAUGAAUAUAUUAUGAUUUUCGUUCAAAACCGCGACGUGUUGUCAGUUUUUAAUUUUCUUUCUUGGAAAAACUGUCGGGAACCUAUAAGGAAAAAUACGUUUGCUGAAAUAGUACCACCGGGCGCCAAAUCCCUAUCGUUUGCAGUGUAAAAAGUUCGGAGUUUUUUACCAACAAAAAAAGUGUUAUCUGCAAAAAAAAAAAAAAAAAACACAUCUUAAUAAAACAAAAAAAUAUAACUAUAUUAAUAUAAUUUAAACAACUUCCACGUUCUGUUCACUCGUCAAAAUCUAUAAAACCAAAAUACGCAUUUCGAAUAUUAUUGUUAAGCAUGUAAUAAAACACAUUCUUCGGUUCGCAAUACCGAUCGUUUGAAAAGCGCUCGGUAUCCCGUGAAACCAUAGUAAUAUACAGAGUCUUCAAAUUUAUACGUUGUUGUUUUGAAAGCAUGAGUGUGGAGUACCGAAAUCCUUUAACACUGUAAACUGUAACAUACAAUUUGAAAGACCUUGUACGUUGACGGAAAUAAAAAAUGUCAACACCAAAAUGUAUUUUUAAACUAUCACUCUGUCUUUCUAUGGAAUUUUUACCAUAGAUUGCCAUUUGAAAAUCAAAAGUAAGUAGUCGAUUUACCCCCAAAAAUAUGGGUGACAAAAAAUAACAAUAAUGCAACAUUUUAGAGGUACUUGCUUCUUAAAUUGUUUAAAAAAAAAAAAAAAAUUCUAAAGAAAGUUAAUACUUUCUCAGGUAUCGCAAUGAUUAUAUCUUCGUAAACGUAUAUGUUACAGGGUUAAUGCCGUUAUAUUUUAUAUUGUUUGGAUAUCAAAACCGAUUUUGUGCAGUUAGUUUUAACAUUAUAGAGUAUUAGCGUUUUAUCAAAUCUUAAAGAUAAGAACAUUGUCAGCUGUUCUUGUACGUUGGUUUUUUCCGAGAUUUUAAUUUUCAAAUGAGAUAUUAUCAAAUUACGAAUAUGCGAAAUAAUGCAAUAUAAAAAACAUCGAAUUCGGUUUAGAAAUUUAAAUAUCGAGAAAAAAACCACCGUACAAAUACUGGAAACGUUCUUAUCUGUAAGUCCGAUAGUUGGCCAAUUCACUUUUGUUAUUAAAACUAACUGCACAAAUAAUCGAUUAAAGUAUAAAUAUAACGACAACCGAUUUUACGACACUAACCGUAACAUAUAUAAUUACAAAUUUAAUCUCGCGCGUUACUUAUAAUUUAUUGAAUUUGUUUUACUAAUCGCGUUUUUGGUUUGCGGUCUACAGAUGCUACGUAUCCGCUGACGAAGACUAAGAAAUUCUUGUGCGUCUGGGCCAAACGAUUCCCGACAAUGAACGAAGUCCCGGAUCACGUCACGUAAGCAUUUUGUUCGAUACAUUAUAUUCGUAGGUACCUAGUGUUUUUUUCUCUCCGUGCUUUCUUUUCCGUUUAUGGGAAAAACCGCUACUGUUUGCAGUUGAAGAGGCUUAGACGGUAUAGGGUUAUUCAGUCGACAAAUAUAAAUCAUUGCAAUCAAAAAACGAUUCUGAGCGAAAUUCGUUGUGUGUACCACAGUAUUAUAGUAGUCGUGUUUUUUUCUCGUGUGUAGCCGAUGAGGUAACCGGCCGGAAAUCGACAAAAAUAAAACUGAUACAUCCGAUGUCCGGUUUUCUAUAUAUUUUAAGAAAACCCUCCGGCGGUUGUAAACACAUUUUUUUACCGCCUGGUGAAAAGCCCGCAACUUUCUUUAAGGUAACUUUUACAAGGUUUACUAAGUAAUUCUUACUAACCGAAAAAGUGUUUUCUGCGGGUAAAAUCACACACAUUUUACCGAUAAUUAAAAAUCGCUCGCGCGUAAUCGAAUAAAAUAAUUAUUAUUGUCUGUGCAUAUACUUACGACGGUCGUUUCGUGUCGAGGUGAACAGCUGGAUAAUAGACGAGAUCACGUAUACUUUAAACGUAUUACAUCUCUAUGGGAUACGCAGUAAAAUAUUAACACUGUAUAUGGGUUGGCGUCCGCGUACCCGUUUUUACAAUUUUUUUUUUUCUUUUACUUUUACUUUAUCCGUGCCGUGUUCUAUAUUCUACCCCCGCCCCGUGUGUUAUAUUUUUUUCGUUUGCGGUAUCGAUGACAAGUACGAAUUUUGAAGCGCUGGAACGUGGUCUACCGAAAAGCCGUCGGAAAAUAAACCGAUUUUUAAGAACAGCUGUAAAAUCCGUAAGAAAAAGUAAAAACUUCCAAAAUUAGGCCAAAAAUGCAAUAAAUGCAAUAUGAAUUAUAAAUAUACACGUAGGUAUAGUUAUUUUACGGUUUAUGAACCAUAAUAAUGUGUUUUAUAACUUUGUGCCUUCGUUUCAAAUUGUGGUAGAGUUAAAAAUUCCAUCAAUAUCCGUAUAUUCGUACGUAUUAUUGUGUAAACACUUAAAAUAUUAGAUUUUUUAUAGUAUACAUUUUCGCAUUACGACUUGGUGUUUUCCCUGUUUACAUAAUAUUCGUUUUAUUCGCUAGCGAAUAACAAUAAUUUACUGUUUAAAAACAACACUUCCUCGGUGCCGCCAUUGCGCGACGUGUUUGGCUUGAAACGAAUGAAACUAAUUUUAGAUAACUUAUUUGCAAACACAAUUUCGAGGCCUUAUCGACGAUAAUAUCCGAUCAUUUCUCAAUAAUUUAUUAAUAUUUCGACGGUCGUUUAAACAAAACAAACGAAAUAAUCUCUACAGGGUGUUUCAAAUAUUGUACGUUAUAGUUAUAUAACUGCAGUACGCUCAUAACUCAAGUCAUAACAUAUUUUGGAAGACUCUGUACGCGGUUUUUUGUACCGAAUCGUAAAUCUCGAUUUUAAAAGUGUACGCUACACACGUUUUAAACAAACGCUCGUACAUGCGUUUUCGUGCACAUUCAUUUGCAGUUUUGACGAAUGUUUUUUACAUUUUGAUUUUCGACUACGUUAUAAUAAUAAUAAUAAUAAUGCGUACGUACGCGCAACUGUAAAUACUAGGAUAAGAGUGGACGGCGAUAAGACCACUCAUGUACAAUUCUGUACGAAUUAAAUAUUCGAUAGUUUCUCGUUUCAAUUCGUGAUAACAACGUACGUUAAAUAAAUAAAAUAGGGAUCACAGAACUCUUUACAUUUUGGUACUCUGGUACCCGGCACCUACCCGUAUUAAAAUAUUGUAAUGUUCCAAAAUGAGUUUCUUUACUGGCUAAUAAAAUUUGAAAAAAAAAAAAAAACAGUCUCUUCUCGUAUUAUUUUUAAAUACAUAAUAUUAUUGUAAUGUUUUGUACAUUUCAUUUUAAAAGCGUUUUUGACGACGCUACCGAGUUCAAUAGAUGUUUUUCCUGAGAAUAUGCCAACACUCGCAUAAUAACCUACGGUCAAUUUUUUUCGUAAAUUUCAAAAACGCCGCCGAUUCGUUUGAAAUAAUAUAAACGUAAAACGGCGAUGCCCACCGAAACACUUGAUAUAAGACUCCUCUCAAUUGGUUUCCUUAUGACGCUUUAAAACCGUUGCUCCUUGUUGGUAAAAAUAUAAUUUUACCCUUACACAGUUAUAAUCAUGUUAUCCUUUUAGAUCAAUUUCAAGAUUUAAAUAUAACGCAAUACUCAAUAAUGAUAAGCGUAUACUGCGAUCAGCUUAACGUCCGCAGUGACUCCGUUUCACAAGUGUCGCAGACACAUCAAAAUAGUUUUAUAUUAAUUUUUAAUUUUGUGGUUAUUUUUAUUUUUUAUGCAGCCCGGCGUUGUGGAGCAAAGUACGAUCCAUCAUAAGGAUAAAAGUGGCCAACUACACGAUGCUCAUGAUAAUCGUGGGCUGCGUGGUGAUGGUGGUGACGGGCAAGAGGGCUCGGGACCGCGGCGAGACUAUUAUGCAGAGAAAUUUGGAUUGGCAUCAGAAGUAUGAUGAGGGCAAUUCAGAAGAAAUUCACAACAUUGGUUUGUUUGGAAAGUAGAGUUUUAAAGGUUAGGUUAGUGCGUUCUACGCGAAUAUUAUACGAUGGUAUGUUAUGUUUUUAUUAUCGUGUAUUUUAUUUAUAAAUUAUAAUAUAUUAAAAUUAAUAUAACUAUACUAUAAUAUAUUUU